This is a messenger RNA of Phaeodactylum tricornutum CCAP 1055/1, 357 nucleotides long. RefSeq lists its product with no specific name. Gene Ontology annotation, biological process: cytoplasmic translation. The transcript has 2 exons. Gene Ontology annotation, molecular function: structural constituent of ribosome; RNA binding. The record is from RefSeq and is a predicted model, not a curated record. NCBI's taxonomy places the organism in Eukaryota, Bacillariophyta, Bacillariophyceae, Surirellales, Neidiaceae. Bases 1 to 357 code for a protein of 118 amino acids. Gene Ontology annotation, cellular component: ribosome.
AUGGUCAAGGGUAAGAAAUCCAUCGUCAAAUUCGUCAUUGACUGCACGCAACCCGUGGACGACAAAGUCCUGGACGUGGCGCAGUUCGAAAAGUACCUACACGAUCGACUCAAGAUUGGGGGUAAAACUGGACAGCUCGCCACCAGCGGCGUGGUGCUCAGUCGGGAUCGUACCAAGCUUACCGUCGCCAGUCCGGCCGAACUCGGUUUUUCCAAGCGACAACUCAAGUACCUUUCCAAGCGGUAUUUGAAAAAACAGCAACUGAAGAAUUACAUGCGUGUGGUGGCGGCAUCCAAAAAUUCUUACGAAAUGCGGUACUACGCCAUUAGUGGAGGAGACGGCGACGAUGAAGAAUAA